Labrus mixtus (cuckoo wrasse) is the source of this 7003-nucleotide messenger RNA. RefSeq names its product SEC31 homolog A, COPII coat complex component (gene sec31a). Gene Ontology annotation, biological process: endoplasmic reticulum to Golgi vesicle-mediated transport; intracellular protein transport; COPII-coated vesicle cargo loading. Gene Ontology annotation, cellular component: endoplasmic reticulum exit site; COPII vesicle coat. Bases 202 to 4662 code for a protein of 1486 amino acids. Lineage: Eukaryota; Metazoa; Chordata; Actinopteri; Labriformes; Labridae. The transcript has 30 exons. The record is from RefSeq and is a predicted model, not a curated record. Gene Ontology annotation, molecular function: structural molecule activity; protein binding.
UGAGUGCCACGUUGAUGGAGACCAGUGGGGACGUGGAAAUCUGUCUUGAGUCUGCAGCAGCCGGGACCCGGUGUAGCCUCCUCUUCUGUGUUUUUACAGCGUCAAGCAGAAGUGAAAGGGGAACUUAAAACGGGAGGAGGCUGUUUGUGUUUGUCAUCUUUUUGUUUAUGUGUGCGUUAAUGUAAGAAGCAGAAACGAAGGAUGAAGCUCAAAGAGAUCAACCGCACAGCCAUCCAGAGCUGGAGUCCUGCACAGCACCACCCCAUCUACCUUGCAACAGGAACAUCAGCCCAGCAGCUGGAUGCCUCCUUCAGCACCAAUGCCUCCUUGGAGUUUUUCGAUCUCGACUUUACUGACCCGAGUCUGGGCAUGAAGUCGUGCGGCAGCCUCGCCUCCUCUCACAGAUACCACAAACUGGUCUGGGGUCCGUACGGGAUGGAUUCCGAAUCCCACCCAUCGGGGGUCCUCAUCGCAGGGGGAGAGAACGGCAGCGUGAUCCUGUACGACCCCGCCAAGAUCAUGGCUGGAGCGAGCGACGUGAUCAUCGCUGAGAGCGAUCUGCACACGGGGCCGGUGAGAGGGCUCGACGUAAACCCCUUCCAAACUAACCUGGUUGCUUCAGGAGGGAAUGAUUCUGAAAUCUACAUCUGGGACAUGAAUAACUUCGGCUCUCCAAUGACACCAGGACCAAAAUCUCAGCCCGUGGAGGACAUCAGCUUCGUGUCGUGGAACAAGCAGGUCCAGCACAUCCUCGCCUCCGCCAGCCCGAGCGGCCGAGCUCUGGUGUGGGACCUCCGCAAGAACGACCUCAUCAUCAAAGUCAGCGACCACAGCAACAGAAUGCAUUGCUCUGGACUGGCCUGGAACCCUGAAGUCGCCACUCAGCUGGUGUUGGCCUCAGAGGACGAUCGGAUGCCGGUCAUCCAGAUGUGGGAUUUACGUUUUGCUACCUCUCCUCUCAAGAUUUUAGAGAACCACACACGGGGUGUUCUUGCCAUCGCCUGGAGCUUGGCUGAUCCCGAGCUGCUCCUGAGCUGCGGGAAGGACAGCAGGAUCCUCUGCUGGAAUCCAAACACAGGAGAGGUCGUGUACGAGCUGCCCACCAGCAGUCAGUGGUGCUUCGACAUCCAGUGGUGUCCCCGGAACCCGGCGGUGCUGUCGGCUGCUGGGUUUGACGGACACAUCGACAUCUACUCCAUCAUGGGCGGCAGCAGCCAGGCGCAGAGCCAGAGAGACGCUGACAAGAUUAGUACCUCCUUUGGGAACAUGGAUCCUUUCGGGACAGGUCAGACUCUGCCCCCCCUGCAGCUGCCCCAAACUUCUGCCCCUCCAGCGACAGUCACUCCCCUGAAGAAGCCCCCAAAGUGGAUCCGCAGACCCGUCGGAGCCUCGUUUGCUUUUGGUGGGAAGCUGGUUUCUUUGGAGAACGCAAAGCCCAACCCCCAGCAGCCUCAGCAGCCCGCCGCACGGGUCGUACACGUCAGCCAAGUCGUUACAGAGACCGACUUCUUGCGGCGCUCCGAUCAGCUGCAGGCCACGCUGAGUGCAGGCAGCUUCGUGGACUUCUGCCAGGGAAAGAUCGACGCGGCUGAGAACGAGUUUGAGAGGACUGUUUGGUCUUUCCUCAAGGUUAAUUUUGAGAGCGACAUCCGCAGCAAGUACCUGGAACUUCUGGGCUAUAACAAGGAGGAGCUCGCCUUGAAGAUUUCUGCAGCAUUAGAGGAAAAGCCUGCCGACCCUCCACAGCUUAUAGCAGCACCAGAGGAAAUAUUCACCGAGCCGCCACAGCUUUCAGCAGCACCCGAGGAGUUACCUGCUGAUCCUCCACAGGUGGAGGUUCCAGCUCCUGCAAACCUGCAGCCUUUACCAAACCUCUUUGUGCCUCUUGUCGACAAUCCUGAAGCAGCGUUCGACUUGAUCGCUGCUGCAAACCUCCAGCCUGCACCAGCACUGGAACUACACUCCACUCCUGACCCGGAACCUGAAGAGGUUUUAGAACCUGAAGAGCCAGCAGCAGCAGCAGCAGCUGAUCCAGAGGACGCGCCCACCAUUGAACCAGAAGAAAUUGUUGACCAAGUUCUUCCAGAGGGGGAAGCAGAGGAGGAAGAGAUUCCCCUAGAGGAGGAGGAGGAAGCUCCAGUGGAGGAGGAGCCCAGUCCUGCAGAGACCUCAGCUCCAGUCGAGGAACCCGUCGAGGUUCAAGCUCCAAUCGAGGAACCCGCCGAGGUUUCAGCUCCAGUCGAGGAACCCGCCGAGGUUUCAGCUCCAGUCGAGGAACCCGCCGAGGUUCAAGCUCCAGUAGAUGAACCCACCGAGGUUUCAGCUCCAGUAGAGGAACUUGUGCAAGCUCCCGCUCUAGUUGAAGAACUUGCUCAAGCUCCAGCUCCAGUUCUCAUUGAGGAACCCGUUGAGAUCCCAGCUCCAGUUUUAGCUCCAUCUCCUGUUCCCGCUCCAGCUCCUGCUCCUACUCCAGCCCACGAAGGAGGAGUCAAUCUCAGCAUCAGUCAAGAUGUGGACGGUCUGAUCACACAGGCCCUGCUCACCGGAGACUUUGAGGGAGCUGUGGAGCUCUGUCUCCAUGACAACCGCAUGGCAGACAGCAUCAUCCUGGCCAUCGCCGGCGGGCCAGAGCUCCUGGAGAAAACCCAGAAGAAAUAUUUUACCAACACACACAGCAAGAUCACUAAGCUGAUCAGCGCGGUGGUGAUGAAGGACUGGCACGACAUCCUGCAGACGUGUGACCUGCACAACUGGAAGGAGGCUCUGGCUGCUGUCAUGACCUACGCUAAGCCCGAGGAGUUCUCGUCCCUCUGCGACCUUCUGGGGGGCAGACUGGAGGCAGCACAGGACAUUCACCUACAAGUCCAGGCCUGUCUGUGUUUUAUCUGUGCUGGAAACGUGGAGAAACUAGUGUCCUGUUGGACCAGAGCUCAGGAUGGACACUGUCCCCUCUCUCUGCAGGCCCUGGUGGAGAAGGUGGUGGUGCUGCGGCGUGCAGUCGAGCUGACGCAGCAAUCCGGCGCCGCCGCUAUCGGCAUCCUGAUGGCCGAGAAGAUGAGCCACUAUGCCAGCCUGCUCGCCUCUCAGGGCAGUCUGUCCACCGCCAUCACCUACCUGCCUGACAACACCAACCAGCUGGCCGUUCAGCAGCUCCGCGACCGUCUCAGUCGAGCUCUGGGACAGACGGCAGCACCCGCGGCUCCGGCACAGACCCAGAGAGUUCAGCCUCAGCGGCCUGCCAUGACUCAGGUCCAACGCGGACUGCCUCAGCACCCGUGCUUCCCCGUGCAGCCCCCGAUGGUGCCUCAGCCCUCUGCAGCAGCUCCCGCACCUACACCUGCAGCCUCCGCCCCCCCGCAGCAGCAGCAGCAGUAUUACCAGCCCGUGAGGGCUGCCUCCACUGUCACCUCGUGGAGUAACCAAACUCCCACAGCCCUCCCCAAUGUCCCUCCUCCUCCUCUUCAAGCAGAGCAGAAGGCGGAGACUUCAAACCCGUACGGGAUGCCUCCCUCCGCCUCUGCCGCAGCGCCUCCACCUUCCUCCGCUCCUGCAUACAUGCUCUCCCAUCAGUAUCAGCGCUACCCUCAGGUCAGCCAGUACCCCCCUGGAACUGGGGGGGCUCCUAUCUAUCACCCUCUCCAGUACUCCUCCUCCUCCUCCUCCUCCUCCUCUGCCGCUCAUCCUCCUGCAGAGCCUCCUGGCUUCCUCUCUCAGUACACUCAACAGCCCGUCCCCUCUCAGUCGGCUCCUCGGGUCUAUCCGGGUCAACCUUACAGCAGCCAGUGCCUCUCCUCCUCUCCCCCUUCACAUCCUCCUUUCUAUCCAAACGCUGCUGCUGCUGCUGCAUCCUCCUCCUCCUCCUCUUCCUCCUACUAUUCUGCUCCUGCAUCGUGCGGAGCGUCUUUCCAGCAUGGCGGGCCAGGAUCUCCUGCGUCGUACAUGCCUCCUCCUCCACCGUGCGGAGUCUCAGGACCUCAGAACGGCUGGAACGACCCCCCGGCUCUGAGCAGAGCAUCAAAGAAGAAGCAGGUACCACAGAACUUCUACCCUCCUGCCCCCAUCACUGCUCCCAUCAUGGCUCCUCUGGGUGCGGACCCUCAGGCCCAGUCGGCCCCCUCUGGCCCUCCUCAGGCCAUGGGACAGGGUGGGCAGCAGGGUGCCCAGGUCCCUUACUCAGGCAUGCAGCAGCAGCAGCAGCAGCAGGCGCUCUCACCUCCACCCAUGAACCCUGCCAUGCCCAAGACCAGUAUGGAGGGAGCACCAGGAGCACCGACUGGAGAUUUCAUACAGCCUCUGCAGUCGAUCCCCGCAGAGAAGAUCCUGAAGAAGCCGAUCCCCGACGAGCACCUGGUCCUGAAGACCACGUUCGAGGGUCUCAUUCAGAAGUGCUUGGCUGUAGCCACAGAUCCCCAAACUAAGAGGAAGCUCGAUGACGCAACCAAGCGGCUUGAAGCGCUCUAUGACAAACUCCGAGAGCAGACGCUCUCUCCCGCCAUCGUAGGAGGACUUCACAACAUCGCCCGGAGCGUCGAGUCUCGAUCCUACACCGAGGGCCUCAACAUCCACACGCACAUCGUCAGCAGCAGCAACUUCAGCGAGACGUCGGCGUUCAUGCCCGUCCUCAAGGUGGUGCUGACACAAGCCAACAAACUCGGGGUCUGAAAAAAAAAAACUCAUCUGAGCCUUCGACCUGUUGGACCGGUCAGGGGGGGGGGGGGGGUCGAGCUCGUUUCACAGGGAACUCAAUUUGAUCGGGAGGAAUUCUGACGAGUGUGGAAAUGUUGUUUAGGGUUCCUCUUUGUGCCAUUCAUGUUUUGAGACGUAACAAAAGCCAUGCUGUCAGCGGCACUCAGUGGUGAAAGUAAAUUCUGAGCCCGAAAACGGUUAAAGGGCUACAGACGGUUUAAUUCAACUACCACCUUCAUGCUAAUGCUAAUAACACAAGUGAUUUAAACAUGUUGGCAAACAGAUUCAUGAGUGAGAAUCUAAUGAAAUUAUAAAGCAGCAUAAAGUCUAAACAGACAAAAGGGCAUUUUAUAAAUGAACAUGUAGAAACUUCAUUUACCGAGCAGUGUUAAUCAGGAAUGGAAACAAAGAUAGGGAAAGUUAAAAAAUGAGGUCUGGGGCAUUUCUGUCAGCUUGUGUCUACACGAUGAAAUUAAACGUCACCACUUAAUAAAUCAUGGAGGUCAUCGCGGUGGAUUCGGCAUCAGUAGCAGCAUGCUUUCUGUCUCCAAAGUGUGAAAUCACGCAAACUAACAAAUCGUCUAGAAUAUACUCGCUUAUCAUCUUUAUAACCGUUCAGUACUGUUGCACUACAACAAUGCUUCAUUACCGUUUCAUCCUUUAUAAAUACAAAGAACUUUCUCUGGAGAGAAUAAAAUCAUGCUUUCUGUUUACAUGUAAAUGCAUCUCCGCCUGCAUGCACUUUGCUACGGACCUUAAAAUGAAGCUGCAGAGUAGAAUGGGAAGACGUCCUUUUUUAUUUAUUUUUUUUAAAGCAGGACACGAUCGUAAUAAUCGGCUUCACAUUGGUAGUUGGACUGAAAACUUGGAACAACCUCUAUCUUUCAUUUAAAGUAGAAUUUAGAUUGAGUUUUUUUAAAUAUACAAAACGUGAUCUUUUUUUCUAUUAAAACCUGUUUUUAAAGCAAAGUUAUGGUGAAUCAUAACAGAUCAAUCAAAGUCAUUUUUAAGAGAAACUUUCUGGAUGUAUCUUCAAACAGAAACAGAAUUUGAAAAGAUGAAUUCAGUAUUUCAUGAUAGGAAUUUGAGUCUUAAAAAAAUGUGCAAGUGUCUUAAAACAAUGAGUUAGUAUUUUGAUCUAAACGAGGAAAUAUCUUCAAAUUAAAAGCACAAAUUUCAAAAUAAUGAGCCAGAAAUCAUGUAGAAAUAUUUCAGAAUAAUAAAUCGGUAAGUUAAUGUCAUGUUAUGGGCAGAAUUGGGAGUUGGAUUUUCAAAAUAAUGAGCCAAUGUCUCUUAGAAAAAUGAAUUGGUAACUGGGGCGCCAGAUAGCCUAGCGGUUAUGUCGUGCGUCACACGUGCAGAGGAUAUCGUCCCCGUCGCAGCGACCUCGUCCCCCUCUCUCUCCUCCAAACAUUUCCUGUCUCUCUUCGGCUGUCCUGUCUUAUAAAAGACAGAAAAACCUAAACCUAAAAAUAAAGACUUAGCGUCUCAAUACAACGAGUUUGUAUUUCUAAAUUUGUUUGUGUUUAAAAAUGAAAAACUGAAAAGACAGAUGCACCUACAUUGAACUCCUUCAACAGAACAAAAUAAAACAAAUGAAAUAACAAGUUAGUUUUUAGAAUUUAAGAUUGUUUGUUGACAUAAUAAGUUAAAAAUCUCAGAACAAAAAUUCAGUCCGUCAAAGAACAAAUAACCGAUUCCACAUGUUCCUUUCCUCUGGAUUCUUGGUACGCAGUGGAAGAGGUACUUCUGACUUCUUUCUUAUGAUUUUUUUUUUUAGAUGCCAAUCAUUCUCUCUCUCAAAGUUUCUCAUUAUAAUGUCAAACUGCAUCGUCAUUCUAACUCUAAACUACUACUGUCUGAUUUCUCCGGCUUACUUUCACCACUGCUGUCGCUGCAAACUACACAUUGGACCAAGAUAAAUGUCAGCGCGUGUGGGAUUUGUAGUCCCAUACGAGGGGGAUGUUUAAUGUUUUAUUUCAUUUUUUUUUUAAACAUGUUUCAGUGUAACCAUGCAGCUCAGCAGAGUGGACUUUUUUUUAAAACAAGACGCUGUCGCUUUUAGGACAUUUGUAGAGUACGCAUGCUCAAACAAACGCUACAGUCUUCUUUGAUGGCAUUGGAGGUAAUUACGUGCUAAUUAAUCCCACCUCAGAGGGAAACUGGAAGGAGACUCGUGCUUGAUUUUCAUUCCAACUACGAUGAGGGCUGCAGUCUGAGUGGUCAACCACACUUUAUGUUGUUAAUAAAGGAAAACAAGUCUUUGUUUUAAGAUUGACAACAUGCAAUAUUUUCAAUAAAUAGUAUUUAUUUACAA